AUGGGAACCAGGUCACCAUCAACGCUCCGUACGACCAGAUCAUCACGGUAUACUGCUGGCGAACGAAUUGAUAGGAGCCCAGAAAUGGGUCUCCUCUCAAAGCUAGCAGGCAUUGUCGUCCCUUUCGUCGGAUGGGAUCAAGAAAAGCCCUGCAGGGGCCAGCUCGCGCCUGCGUCAGCCACAGUUCGACACACGCCACAUAAACGCCUGAAAGAGGCUAGCGCGGCCUCCCGUCGCCGCCAGCUGACUUUUUAUGUCGUUGCCACGCUUACAAAGCGGCUUUUUCUUUGCUUCUUUUUCUUCUUCCUUGGUGAAGAACAUGAGAGUAAGCCGCUUGUCGUUGCACAGACCAGACGCUAUCCGUGCGCAAAUGGCGAUAAGCAGCAGCCUCCGACCUCCAUAUCACAACAAGGGAUGAAUAAUGAGCCGAACUCCGAAUGGGGAAGGUUAAGCAUAGUCUGCUGCUAA
Microsporum canis CBS 113480 is the source of this 468-nucleotide messenger RNA. RefSeq lists its product as uncharacterized. The coding region runs from base 1 to 468 and encodes 155 amino acids. Lineage: Eukaryota; Fungi; Ascomycota; Eurotiomycetes; Onygenales; Arthrodermataceae. The transcript is spliced from 2 exons. The record is from RefSeq and is a predicted model, not a curated record.